Messenger RNA from Labeo rohita (rohu), 6680 nucleotides. It is a transcript of the gene col14a1a, whose product is annotated as collagen, type XIV, alpha 1a. The record is from RefSeq and is a predicted model, not a curated record. Gene Ontology annotation, cellular component: interstitial matrix. Gene Ontology annotation, molecular function: protein binding. Lineage: Eukaryota; Metazoa; Chordata; Actinopteri; Cypriniformes; Cyprinidae.
UGAACAGCCUCAAUGUAGGCAGGAUCAAGUAUUUGAGAAGGGCUCUUGAUUGUCGUGAGAUCAUUCGUCGUCUGUCCAGUGGCUGCAAUUGGUCGCAUGAACGUUUUUUUUUUCCCGGACUCAAGACUAAAGGAUGAAAUGAGGUGCAGAGCUGAAGAGCUGAAGGAAUGGGCGAAUAGAGACAGACGAAACACACACACGGAGAGCGCUGUGAACCAUCUGACUGACGCUGCGAGAAGAUCCUAGUGAAGUCUGACCAUCACAAACGCGGGAAUUUGGAUCACAUUUAGAUCAAGCGGAUUUCAUUGAAGCGAAUGGUGUGAAAGGUGCAGGGCAAGCAUCACUCACACGGCUAUAAGGAUGCGGGUGUCGGGAUCGAGGAUUAAGCUGUGGUGUCCGCUUAUCUCGCUGGCACUGAUUCAGUUUCUCACCCCCGUUUCGGCUCAAGUUCCAGCUCCAAGAAGACUUCGAUUUAAAGUUCUGAGUGCAGGCAAGCUACUUGUCUCAUGGAAGGAACCAAAAGGAGAAUAUGAUGGCUACAAAUUUAUAUAUAGUAGUGAACCAGGUGGCGAAACAAGUGAGUUGCAAAUUGCAAGGGGAGAGAAUAAAGCAAUAAUAAAGGAUUUUAAUCCCAGGAAGGAGUAUUCAGUCAAGGUUAUAGCUGUGAGUGGAAACCUGCACAGCCGAGCACUUCAGGGAAAAUAUACUGCAGAAGACCAGGGCAGUGAUGGAGACACCACUCAGCCUCAAAGAAUGAAAGAACCUGGACCUGUAGAUGAGGGCAAUGAAAUCUUAGGAGUGGAUCAGUUUGUCUGCACAACUUCUGCCAUCGCGGAUAUUGUCAUCCUAGUCGAUGGAUCUUGGAGUAUUGGGCGAAUCAAUUUCCGUCUGGUUCGCAUGUUCCUUGAAAACCUGGUCAAUGCCUUCGACGUGGGAAUAGACAAAACCCGGAUUGGACUGGCCCAGUAUAGCGGAGAUCCACGAAUUGAGUGGCACUUGAAUGGCUUCAGCACAAAAGAUGCAGUAAUAGAUGCUGUCAAAAACCUGCCGUACAAGGGAGGCAACACUCUCACAGGUCUUGCUCUUACCUACAUCCUGGAGAACAGCUUCAAACCUGAAUCCGGGGCUCGUAGCAAUGUUCCCAAAAUUGGAAUUCUGAUAACCGACGGCAAAUCCCAAGAUGACGUCAUCCCGCCCGCUCAGACCCUGAGAAGCGCUGGAGUCGAGUUAUUUGCCAUUGGUGUAAAGAAUGCUGAUGAGAACGAGCUGAAGGCCAUCGCCUCUGAACCAGAGGAAACACACGUUUAUAACGUGGCAGACUUCAGUAUCAUGAGCACUAUAGUGGACGGCCUGACCAGGAAGGUGUGUGACGGAGUGGAGCAACAAGACAAAGAUAUUAGCCGAGAUUCUCCAACUGAAGAGACGGCAUCUCCACCCCAGGACUUGGUCACUUCUGAGGUGACUGCACAUAGUUUUCGUGUGUCCUGGACUCAUGCGCCUGGCAGUGUGGAAAAAUAUCGGGUGGUUUACCAUCCAUCCGGAGCAGAUAUUCUGGAUGAGAUUGUGGUGGGUGGCACGGAGAAUUCAGUCGUCCUGCAGAAUUUGAACUCUCAGACUGAAUACGAGAUUGCUGUGUUCGCUGUGUACCGCAGCGCAGCGAGUGACGCUCUCAGAGGCAGCGAGAUCACGCUGGCUCUACCAACAGUGAGUGAUCUCAAGGUGUACGAUGUGACAGACAACAGCAUUAGAGUCCGCUGGAGGGAUGCAGAAGGGGCUUCUGGGUACAUGAUCCUUUACGCUCCACUGAGCAGUGAGACUACAGAUGAAAGAGAGCUAAAGGUGGAUGAGUCGGUGACUGAUGUGGAACUGACUGGAUUGAUUCCUGACACAGAGUACACCGUUACGGUCUAUGCCAUGUUCGGAGAGGAGGCCAGCAAUCCCGCUACUGUUCAGGAGACCACCAUGUCUCUUAGACCUCCACGUAACCUGCGGGUCACUGAAGUUGACCACAGCUCUGUGCGACUAAACUGGGACGCAGUAUCCAAUAAGGUUAAGGGCUACCGUGUCGUGUACUUGAAGACAGAUGGUGUCCAGACCAGUGAGGUGGUUUUGGGUCCAGUCACCAAUGUGUACCUGAAGAACCUGUCACCCUUAACUGAAUACACCGUUGCGGUUUUUGCUCUCUACAAUUCUGGUCAAUCAGAGGCGCUCAGUGGCGGAUUCACUACAAAGCUUGUGCCAGCCCCGUUCAGCAUGAUGACAUCAGAGGUGACCCCAGAGAGUUUCCGGGUCAGCUGGUCACAUCCUGCCAGAGAUGUGGUGCUCUAUAAGAUGGCCUGGUCACCUACUGAAGGAGGAGAAGAAAGAGAGAUGAUGCUGAAUGGAGCUGUGGACUCGUAUGUGAUUCAAGACCUGAGUCCUUUUACAGAGUAUAAGGUGUCACUCUCAGCCAUCUAUAAAGACGAAACGGAGAGCAGCGCUGUGGUUGUGCUUGAGAAUACAUUGGACUUGACCACGGAAGUUCCCACCACUUUUCCCUCCACUACACCACUUGUUCAUCUGGGAGUGAGUAACCUGUGGGUGGACGAGGAGACCCCCUUCAGUAUGCAAGUGAACUGGGAGGUGCUGGACUUAGACGUGGAGCAGUACAAAGUGACAUAUGUCAGUGCAGACCGCACAGAAGAAACAGUGUUGGUCUUGGGAAACAGAAGAAGCGUGAUCCUGCAACCUCUCCUCUCAGACACGAGGUACAAGAUCACAGUGACCCUUUAUGCAGAUGGAGAGUCCACAGCUCUAUCCAAGACCUCGAUCGGCAAAACGCUGGCACUUUCUGGACCCAGUAACCUCAGGGUGUCUGAUGAAUGGUAUAAUCGCUUCCGCAUCAGCUGGGACGGCCCUCAGUUCCCCACUAUGGGUUACAGAGUCAUCUACCAGCCCAUCUCUGUGUCAGGUCCGGCUCUUGAGACGUUUGUCGGGGAUGAUGUGAACACCCUGCUGAUCCUCAAUCUGUUGAGUGACACGGAGUACAGCGUUCAGGUCAUCGCCUCCUACACCACCGGCUCCAGCCAACCCCUCACCGGCAAUGGCAAAACAUUGUUCCUGGGGGUGAACAAUCUCAGCACGUACCAGGUGCUCAGUAGCAGCAUGUGCGCCCAGUGGCAACCUCACCGCCACGCCACCCUCUACAGAGUCGUCAUUGAGUCGCUGCUCGGCGAUGAGAAAGAGGAAGUGAGGCUUGGUGGCGGUACAUCCAGACAGUGCUUCUUCAAUCUUUCCCCCAACACCCAGUACAAGAUCAGCGUCUAUACUCUUUUACAGGACACAGAAGGUCCUGCCGUCACCACCAUGGCGACUACUGCUCCAGUACCCACCCAGCCACCAACCGCACCACCCACCACGAUCCCUCCUCCCACCAUCCCUCCAGCCAAAGAAGUUUGCAAAGCAGCCAAGGCAGACCUGGCCUUCCUUGUAGACGGCUCCUGGAGUAUCGGAGAUGACAACUUUCAGAAGAUCAUCCGUUUCCUGUACAGCACAACUGGCGCGCUUGAUGUGAUUGGCCCCGAGGGAACACAGGUGGCCAUUGUUCAGUUCAGUGAUGACGCCAGGACUGAGUUUAAGCUCAGCUCCUACAGCGAUAAGGAGGCUCUGCUGGACGCUGUGCAGCGCAUCACCUACAAGGGAGGAAACACCAAGACAGGUCGAGCCAUUAAGCAUGUGAAGGAGACCAUCUUCGCUGAGGACGCGGGAGUAAGGAGGGGCAUACCUAAAGUGCUGGUGGUGCUCACGGACGGGCGAUCUCAAGAUGAUGUCAACAAGAUCUCUAAGGAGAUGCAGAUGGAGGGCUACAUCAUCUUUGCCAUUGGCUUCGCUGAUGCUGACUAUGGGGAGCUAGUGAACAUCGCCAGCAAACCCAGUGAGAGACAUGUGUUCUUUGUGGACGAUCUGGAUGCCUUCAAGAAAAUUGAAGAACAGCUCAUAACUUUUGUUUGUGAGGCUGCGACUGCCACUUGCCCCUCGAUGUUAAUGAGCGGGAACACUUUAGCUGGCUUCCGUAUGAUGGAGAUGUUUGGUUUGGUGGAGAAGCACUAUAGCAGUGUGCAAGGUGUCUCAAUGGAGCCUGGGACUUUUAACAGCUACCCCUGCUACCGUUUACACAAGGACGCCCUCGUCUCACAGCCUACCAGGUAUCUACAUCCUGAAGGCCUUCCCUCUGACUACACUAUAUCUAUGCUGUUCCGCAUACUGCCUGAAACUCCUCAGGAACCCUUUGCAUUAUGGGAAAUCCUUGACAAAAACAAUGAGCCACUGGUGGGCAUUAUCCUGGAUAACGGAGGGAAAACAUUAACCUUUUUCAAUUACGACUACAAGGGAGAAUUUCAAACGGUGACUUUCGAAGGAAGUGAAAUCAAGAAGAUUUUCUAUGGCAGUUUCCAUAAGCUUCAUGUGGCCAUCAGCAAAACUGCUGCUAAAGUGGUGAUCGACUGCAAAACGGUGGGAGAGAAAUCCAUCAAUGCUGCCGGGAACAUCACCAUUGAUGGAGUGGAGGUUCUGGGACGCAUGGUCCGCUCACGUGGAAGAAGAGAUAACUCAGCGCCGUUUCAGCUCCAGAUGUUUGACAUAGUCUGCAGUACAUCAUGGGCCAGUCGGGAUAAGUGCUGUGAGCUCCCAGGCUUGAGAGUAGAAGAGGACUGUCCUGCCAUGCCCCACGCCUGCACCUGUGCUCAGGAUAGCAAAGGACCACCUGGACCCUCAGGACCACCGGGCGGUCCUGGUAUCAGAGGUUCAAGAGGAGAUCGUGGGGAGCCAGGCUUGACGGGGCCUCAAGGGCCACCUGGUGAGAUCGGACCUCCAGGACCACAGGGGCCGCCGGGUCCUCAGGGGCCGAAUGGACUGUCCAUUCAGGGGCCACCGGGGGCUUCAGGAGAGAAAGGAGAGAAGGGUGAAAUAGGUCUGCCAGGUCCUCAGGGUGUACCGGGUGCCAGUGGAGGACCAGGCCGAGAUGGACCUCCAGGACAAAGAGGCCUACCAGGUAAAGAUGGACCCCAGGGACGACAGGGCCCCCCAGGACCAAUGGGAAGCCCUGGAGCACCUGGGGCUCCAGGACCAAGUGGAUCUACAGGGCAAGUUGGUGAUCAGGGGCCACCUGGGCCUCCCGGUGCAAAGGGCGAACGAGGAGAGAGAGGUGACAUGCAGUCUCAGGCCGCUGUCCGUGCCAUAGCGCGACAAGUUUGUGAACAGCUCAUUCAGAGUCACUUGUCUCGCUACAACUCUAUUCUCAACCAGAUUCCCAGUCAGUCUGUUUCGGUACGAACAGUACCAGGUCCACCGGGUGAGCCUGGUCGGCAGGGACCUCCGGGGCCUCAGGGAGAGCAGGGUCCUUCUGGCAGACCAGGAUUCCCUGGAGCCAGUGGGCAAAAUGGCCGCCCAGGAGAGAGAGGUCUCCCAGGAGAAAGGGGAGAAAAGGGCAGUCCAGGGAUAGGGACACAAGGCCCUCGUGGUCCUCCAGGGCCCCCAGGGCCUCCUGGAGAAGGUCGGACAGGAAGUCAGGGUCCUCCAGGGAGACCUGGAAUUCAGGGCUCCUCAGGGCGUCCAGGUACCCCUGGUAGCCCUGGUCCUGCUGGACCCCCCGGCUACUGCGACCAGAACUCCUGCAUCGGGUACAACGUUGGAGAUGGCAACCGAUCUAAUUCCCCCAUGUUCCCAUAGUACAACAGUUACCCUCCAACCCCUACCAAAACUACGGCCCCGCCACCAACUACAACAACGACGAGGAGGAAGAGGACCCUUACGGUGGCUACCGUGCCUACCCUCCUCAGUACUACCAACCCAGCUAUCCUGACCCCCAUGCUGCCAGGUUUGGCCCCGCCCACCCUGGUGACACGGUGGGGAUGAGGUCACCUGACACGCGACGCUUCUCUCGCAGCACGGCCGAAGAGGGGAGCGUUGAUGAGAUGGAAGUGCAAGCGAAGGCCAAAUAGCUUGGGUGGCCAGCCCCGGUUUACCGACCGUCCACAUACAAACGCUUUUCACCAGAAUAUCCUGCAGGAUAGGACUGAGGGAAAUCCGAAAAGUGCCUGCUAUAUGCAUCCUUAUGGGGGUGGGUUUGUGGAGAAGAUUAGGAAAUGAAACUGUGCCAAUAUUCAUCCAGUGACUUUUCUGUCUUUUGUGAGGCUGCAUGUAGCCAAUGAGAUGAAAAGCAAGUUCAAAGAACGAACACUGCAAAAAAUCAUUUUCUCAAUCAGUAUUUUUUUGGUCUGGUUGUUUAGUACAGGUAUCUCAACUUAGGAAAAAGAAAAAAGAAAAGUUAAUAUAAUAAUAAUAUACAUUUUUUAAGAAAAUAUAAAUGACAUUUAUUCAAUAACUUAGUAUACAUUUUCUUAAAACAUUAUUAAAAUAAGUUACUUUAUAAUACUUUUUCAAAAGAAAAUGUAUACUUACACACACACACACACACACACACACAUAAUUGUCAUUUAGAGUGUUUUGAAAAAAUUAGUAUAAUUAUUGUAAAGAAAAAAUAUAUAAUUUUACAAUUACAUUUUAAUUGUCAUUUAGUAUACAUGUUCUUAAAUUAUUAUUAAAAAAUAUUUUAUUAUACUUUAAGAAAAUGUAUACUAAAUGACAAUUUUAUAUUUUUUUAUAAAACUAUAUACAGAAUGACAAAUAGUUAUUCAGUCAUU